AUGGAUAAAGUAUUACGUCCUGAACGCUUAAAAACAGAUCCUAACAGUAGCACGGCGGCAACUGAAUGGCAGCAUUGGAAACAAACAUUUGAAAAUUUCCUAUCAGUUUUGCCAAGGGAAAGAUUGGAUAAAUUCGGUGUGUUAACAAACUUUGUAUCACCUACAGUCUUUCAGCACAUCGAGGAUAGUGAAGAUUACACUGCAACUAUCGCAAUUUUGGAAGCCUUGUUUGUCAAACCAACUAAUGAAAUUUACGCUCGACAUUUACUUGCCACAAGACGUCAAAGGACAAAUGAGACACUUGACGAGUACUUACAAGUGCUGAAGACCCUUAGUAAAGACUGUAACUUUAAAAAUGCUACAGCCCUUCAGUACCGCGACGAAAGUAUUCGAGAUGCAUUUAUAACAGGGCUUCUGUCUAAUUCGAUUCGUCAAAGAUUGUUAGAAAAUAAAACGCUGGAUCUCAAGACAAUGUUUGACCAAGCUCGAUCCCUCGAGUCAGCUAUGAAAAGUUCCGAAUCUUAUACGGACUCUCAAGCGAGUUUCAAUGCUGCAGUUCCUUCGUCACCACCCGCUACACCUCCUUUGGACAAUCAAGAUCCAAGUUCUUUGGCAGCUUUGCCAACCGAAGGUGCAUUUUGUUUCUUUUGUGGAAAUAAUAGACAUCCUCGAUCCAAAUGUCCAGCUAGAGAUGCCAUUUGCAUGAAGUGCCAAAAGAAGGGACAUUUCGCGAAAGUCUGUCGGGGAAAAGCAGCUGUCAAGCCAGUCAGCUUAAAUUCAGCAGCCGUUUGGUUCCCAACAUUGGCUACAGUAACUCCUCCAGUGAACCCAGCAUCUCUGUCAAAAUCGUCAGCAAUGGUAUUUCUCAAUGGGUUCAAAGUUAAAGCACUCUUCGAUAGCGGAAGCAGCGAAAGUUUCAUUCAUCCUAGCCUGGUUGAGACAGCUUCCCUCUUUGUUCACCCAUCCUCCGGGACAGUAUCCUUGGCUACUUCCAACAAUGUCACUAAAGUUGCUGGGUACUGUUUGACUAAUCUUACCUAUCAAGACCAUACAUAUGAAAACCUUCGUCUAAGAGUGUUGCCAGGAUUGUGCACAGACCUGAUAUUGGGUCUUGACUUCCAAUCAAAGCAUAAGAAUGUCAUCUUCAACUAUGGUGGACCUGAGCCACCUUUG
Messenger RNA from Paramuricea clavata, 1173 nucleotides. NCBI's taxonomy places the organism in Eukaryota, Metazoa, Cnidaria, Anthozoa, Malacalcyonacea, Plexauridae. The record is from the annotation of a GenBank genome assembly.